CUCCACCUAAGCUCCGCCUCUUCUCGCCAUCACACUUCCGGCCUCUCAGCCCUUCUCCCGCCCUGCCGCUUCCGGUUGGGACUCCAUAGCAACCGAGGCCUAGCCGGUGGACGCCGCUCGAUUGGAGCCUCGUCAUGGCGGAGGUAGAGGAAACACUGAAAAGGAUUCAGGCCCACAAAGGAGUUAUUGGAACUAUCGUCGUAAACGCAGAAGGGAUCCCAAUCCGAACAACGCUCGACAACUCCACCACAGUUCAGUAUGCUGGCCUUCUCCAUCAGCUCACCAUGAAAGCAAAGAGCACCGUCCGAGACAUUGAUCCCCAGAACGAUCUCACCUUUCUCAGGAUUAGAUCAAAGAAACAUGAAAUUAUGGUUGCCCCAGAUAAGGAGUAUCUCCUUAUUGUUAUCCAGAAUCCAUGUGAAUAGAUCUACUACACCAGUCUAAGGGAGCAGUGCUACAAUUUUGGAAGUGUCCAGUCUAGUCUCUACUAAAUUAACGUCAUAACAUUCCACUAAGAAUUUUGUCUUAAAUGUAAAACUGUGGAAUCAGGAAAGGUCUUUGUCUCAUUGUACGAUCUCAUUGUAUUUGCCUUUUGAUUAUGAAAAUGUAUUCCUAACUCCUUAAAAAAAUAAUAAACCCAAAUGUUUAAAGCAA
This is a messenger RNA of Pantherophis guttatus, 654 nucleotides long. RefSeq names its product dynein light chain roadblock-type 2 (gene DYNLRB2). Gene Ontology annotation, cellular component: cytoplasmic dynein complex. NCBI's taxonomy places the organism in Eukaryota, Metazoa, Chordata, Lepidosauria, Squamata, Colubridae. The record is from RefSeq and is a predicted model, not a curated record. Gene Ontology annotation, biological process: microtubule-based movement.